This is a messenger RNA of Mercenaria mercenaria, 1714 nucleotides long. RefSeq names its product SCO-spondin-like. The record is from RefSeq and is a predicted model, not a curated record. Gene Ontology annotation, molecular function: protein binding. Gene Ontology annotation, cellular component: plasma membrane. The transcript has 6 exons. Bases 153 to 1052 code for a protein of 299 amino acids. Lineage: Eukaryota; Metazoa; Mollusca; Bivalvia; Venerida; Veneridae.
UAAUUAUUUCCUAACAGAUGUGAACACAUUAUGUAAGAGGUUGUUUAAGGAAUCUAUUGCCAAUUUUUGGACAUAUCAAAUAUUGUUUGCAUUAAGUUAUUCGAUACUUGGACGAUUGGCAAACGUUUCUAGUGGGAUUCAUAUAAAUUAUCAUGGAAUUAUACAGACAGGUUGCACAGAUUUCAGUUUUUGUUUCCACAAUACUUUAUGCAAGUGCUUGGCAGUGCGAGACGUUGACUUGUAUUGUAUAUCCACUGUCACUCAAACUCUGGAAGAAUCAUAUUGAAGUAUCCUCACGGUCAUUAAAGGUCAAGGCCGGGUCUUCCUUUAGUAUAACAUGUGACGGAUCCUGUGUUGGAAGUCGAGCAGAUCCUCAUCUCAGGUGGUAUGGCCCCGAUAAACAUUGGAUUGCUUAUGAAGGCGCCGCAAACAGGGUGCACGUGGAACAGUCGUUUUCAAGUCGAUUCCUAAAGCUACAUAUACAAAAAGCGAACGUUGGUGACCAAGGUCUAUAUGUCUGCCGCGGCUGGCUCGGUCAGAAACGUGGAUGGGAUAUUAAAUCAAUACGGCUUAUUGUAGAGCCACCAAGUACAACUCCAGUUGCUACACCAUCGGAAAUAGUGCGGACGACCACAGUGCGUCCAACGACAGUAAAACCGUCUGAAGUUGUUACAAGUUCGACAUUAUUUACAACACGAACAUCAAGGGGAACACCUAGAAUAACAACGAGAACAACAAGAACAGCAACAGCAUCAGCAACAAACACAACAGAAGCAAUAAAUGAAACAACAACAGAAGAACCAUGCCUGCCUCCGAACUUUAUGUGUGGAAGUGGUGAAUGUUUCGAAGGAAGUCUCGUUUGUGACUCAUUUCCGGAUUGUAAAGACUUCAGUGAUGAGAGCAACUGCGCGUCUCUAACAUGCACUGAAGAUAUGCAAGGAUGCACGGAUGGCUAUGGAUGCGUCCAACAGUCUCAGGUUUGCGACGGAAUUGCACAGUGUAGGGACAAAUCCGACGAAAACCCAGAUGUUUGCAAUUAUUUACAUUUAUAGAAUCAGACCAGAAUCUGACUAUUUGUGGUUUCUGUAGAUAUCUUUUAAACAAAAUAGAUGUUUUCCAAUCUGUCAGGAUUCUACUGGCAGUAUGACGUGACACACGCACUUGCAAAUUUUUGAACAAGCAAGUGCAAGCUGGUGUCAAAUGAGCUGCACCAUGAGAAAACCAACACAGUGGGUUUGCGACCAGCAUGGAUCCAGGCCAGCCUGCGCAUCCGCGCAGUCUGGUCAGGAUCCAUGUUGUUCACUAACAGUUUCUCCAAUUCCAAUAGGCUUUAAAAGCGAACAGCAUGGAUCUUGACCAGAUGCGCAGGCUGGUCUGGAUCCAUGCUGGUCGCAAAACCACUAUGAUGGUUUUCUCAUGGCACGGCUCAAAAUUACAAACUCACAAUUCGGAUAUAACAUAAGAGAUGUAAUCUUUGAACACAACAAUAUUUAUUGUGCAGUAUAAGUAAUUUUUUUACAUUGUUUACUAUUUUCUAUGGUUAUUUGUCAUGUAAAGUGCUAUUAAUCUAAGAAAAUAUGACGUCUGGUAUGCAGAGGUUUUGCUUAUUGUAGUAUUGAAUCAAUGACAUUGAAGUAUUAUUGUCAAUAUGUAAGUAGAUUGUAGACAAUGUAGUGACAAAACCAUUUGAAUACUUGGUUAUUUCGCGAAGAAA